This is a messenger RNA of Tribolium madens (black flour beetle), 3570 nucleotides long. RefSeq names its product ER degradation-enhancing alpha-mannosidase-like protein 3 (gene Edem2). Gene Ontology annotation, molecular function: calcium ion binding; mannosyl-oligosaccharide 1,2-alpha-mannosidase activity. The record is from RefSeq and is a predicted model, not a curated record. Gene Ontology annotation, biological process: carbohydrate metabolic process; mannose trimming involved in glycoprotein ERAD pathway; endoplasmic reticulum mannose trimming. Lineage: Eukaryota; Metazoa; Arthropoda; Insecta; Coleoptera; Tenebrionidae. Gene Ontology annotation, cellular component: membrane; endoplasmic reticulum. The transcript has 6 exons. Bases 329 to 3331 code for a protein of 1000 amino acids.
AUCGCAGGCCGUCCCGUAGCGCCGCCCCUCUCGCGCCAGCUGAGAUCGGAACAGUCAUCCCAGUUCUUUCACAAAAGUUGACACAUUUUCUCGAAAAUGGCUCAAAAUUCCCUCAAUUACGCCAAAUUCUCAGUGUUCGUGUGAUUCCCCCAUCGCCAGUGCCCCUCAUUUGGCCGUCAUCAGACGCAAGAAGGAUGCCUGAAGCCCCCGACUCGGUACCUUCCGUGUCAAGCAAUUGUUAUUGAUAAGGAAUCCUUAUCAGCUGUCAGAGAAAUAUUCUUUCAAUAUGUUACUGUCCGCCGAGACGUACUCCUGAUAAACCGCGAAAAUGAGUGCUUCGGAGGUGUUGGUGAGGGUGUUUUGCGUGAGUGUUUUGGUGGGGUUUUGUGCACAAUGCCGACCGGAGGAGAACAGCCCCAUGACGCGGGCGGAGCGCCACCGACUCAGGGAGGAGACCCGGGAUAUGUUCUAUCACGCGUACAGGGCCUACAUGGAGAACGCGUAUCCGGCCGACGAGCUCAUGCCCCUCAGCUGCAAGGGCAGGUACAGGGGGCUCACGCCCAACAGGGGCGAUAUCGACGACUGUCUCGGCAAUUUCUCACUUACACUAAUUGAUACUCUGGACUCUUUAGUGGUGUUAGGUGAUUUAGAAGAAUUCGAACAUGCCGUUAAACUUGUAAUAAAAGACGUUUCGUUCGAUAACGAUGUCGUCGUGUCAGUCUUCGAGACCAACAUUCGUGUUUUAGGUGGACUUUUAUCCGCUCAUAUUUUGGCCGAUUAUUUGCAACAAAGAGAUGGAAUAAUGGCGUGGUAUAAGGGCGAACUCCUCAACAUGGCCAAAGACGUCGGCUAUCGACUUUUACCGGCUUUCAACACCACCACAGGAAUACCACAUUCGAGGGUGAAUAUGAAAUAUGGUUUGAAAAGCGACCGAUUGGAGUCUGCACGAGAGACUUGUACGGCGUGUGCUGGAUCUAUGAUACUAGAGAUGGCAGCACUGUCACGAUUAACAGGCGAACCAAUUUUCGAAGAGAAAGCACACAAAGCGAUGGAUGAGUUGUGGAAGAUGAGACAUCGAAGUUCAGAUUUGAUGGGAACUGUUUUGAAUGUCCAUUCCGGGGAUUGGGUUAGGAGGGAUUCGGGAGUGGGGGCUGGGAUUGAUUCCUAUUAUGAGUACUGUCUCAAAGCCUAUAUUUUGCUAGGGGACAACAAGUACUUGCACAGGUUUAAUAGGCACUACAAUGCUGUCAUGAAAUACAUCUCACAAGGUCCAAUGCUGUUGGACGUGCAUAUGCACCGCCCCCACACCAACUCGCGCAACUACAUGGACGCCCUCCUCGCCUUCUGGCCGGGACUCCAGGUGCUCAAAGGCGACCUAAAACCGGCUGUAGAAACCCAUGAAAUGCUCUACCAAGUGAUGCAACGUCACACCUUCAUUCCUGAAGCUUUCACCACCGACUUCCAGGUCCAUUGGGGGAAUCAUCCCCUCCGACCCGAAUUUUUAGAAUCCACAUACUUCCUAUACGGUGCCACAAACGAUCCUUAUUAUUUAGAAGUUGGCAGAACUGUAUUGAACAGUUUACAAAAGUACGCUCGAGUGCCUUGCGGUUAUGCCGCCGUUAACGAUGUUCGAACACGAAAACAGGAAGAUCGAAUGGAUUCUUUUGUAUUGUCCGAAACGUUGAAAUAUUUAUAUUUGUUGUUUGCGGAUAAAGAAGAUUUGAUUUUGAAUUUGGAUGAAUUUAUUUUUACAACGGAGGGUCAUUUAUUACCGUUGAGUUUGGCAGGUUAUAAUGGGAAUAAAACAGUGACUGAUUUGGAUGUGGAGGAAGGGGAAUUUGCAAGGAUUUGCCCCAAUACCUUGCAGUUGUUCCCCGAGACGGUGCGAAAGCCGUUACAAAAUAUGGUCGACGGGAUGUGUCCCAAGAGGAAUACGAAGAGACGUCUCACAGCCACCGAGUUUUCCGCCUCGAAUAUCAAUCAUUUGAAGAUGAUUAAAGACAUGGGGAUCAACAUAAUCGCGUUGAGUGAUGGACGCGUGCAGCUGCUCCACACAUUUUCAUCGGCCCGUUCAAGCGCUGAUGCCGAAGAGGGUCUUCUCUUCAUGCAGGAGAUGAUGGAGUUAUCCAAGUUGCAAACCCAACAAUUGGAUGCAUCCCCCCAAUCGGUUACGUUCACCAUCAAGGACCAAAUCCUUACAGUUCAGGCCUGUCCCUCCCAAUUCGGGAGGAACCUCCAAGGUGAGCAAAAGGUCACAGCUCGUACGAUGAUCAUCCACCCGUUCCGCGCCUGCUCUGAUCUCGUCCAGACCGAAGUGAUAAAAGGGAAAAUCGCCAUUAUGGAGCGUGGUGAUUGUAUGUUUGUCGAUAAGGCACGAAAAGUGCAAAAACAUGGCGCUGUGGGCGCCAUCAUCAUUGAUAAUACUCCAGGGAGUAGUGCUGCCACUUCGCCGAUGUUCUCCAUGUCGGGGGAUGGCACCGAUGAUGUGACCAUCCCCACGGUGUUUCUUUUUGCCCAGGAUGCGUCCAAAUUGUUGUUUGCGUUGUCGCGAGACCCCAGUAUUGAGGUCACCAUCGGCGAGUAUAAAAACGAAGGGGAGACUUGGGCACACAGCGAGGAGGAGAGUAUGUUUCAUAAGUUGAAAGUGUCUGUCCAGGAGUUUUUGAAUAAACACACCGGAAUUGCGUUUAGUAAAUCGGUCAAAGUUGGGAGUUUUAAAGCCAGUUUGGGGUCGGAUAAAAUCCGGAUAACGUACGAAGAGGGGGAGGAGGGGAAAGUCAGUGUGGGGGAUACAGUGACCACGCCUCAGUGGGUGCAAGUCAGGAAGGAUUUGCUCAAAUCGAUUAUGACCUCCGAGAGUAAGGAGUUGUAUGUCCCACUCAAUAUUUUGAGGAUUUAUUACCAGACUUUGAGUGAUGAUCCGAUGGAGGAUAAGAGGGUGCAAGAUACGGUCAAGCAGGCUGAAUGGUUGUUGAAUCAAUUGUCGAUUGAGUUGGCCAAUAAGGAUGCGCUGAUCAAACCGGAGGAGAAUGUCAAGGUGUUGUCGGUUUUAACUGAUUUUAGUCAGUUGGCUGGGAAGGACGAUUUUAGCGAUUUGGAGGAUAAGGAAACGUUGAAAGCGUUAAAUUCGAUUUUGGAGAGUGUAGCGAAAGAUGUCAAGUUUAAAAAGGAACAUUUGGGAGCUGUCAUGAAGAAAUUACAAGAAGCUGAUGACGAGUUGGUGGUCAGUGAUGUUAAACCCAAAGACAAAGACAGGGAUACUAGUGAAAUUAAUAAUAGUGAUAGUGAACAUAUUCAGACGAAAAUCAAUCAUGCCGUUGAUGAAUUAUGAUUGAGAUAUUUAUAAUUUUUUGUUGAUUUUUUGAUUGGUCUCAAUGAGCGGAGCAUUUCUCUCCUAUACAUCAUUACUUUAUAUCAAUUUGUUUUUGUAAAUACACUAUUUACAACGUGUACAUUGCAUCAUGUAAAUAUACUCUAUUUAUAAAGCUAAAUGUAUAAACAAAAUUGUGAGAAUAUUUUUAUAUUAUUAUAUAAAAUGUUGAACAUAAACCAAUAAAUUUUAUUACAAAA